This is a messenger RNA of Salvia hispanica, 806 nucleotides long. RefSeq lists its product as uncharacterized. The record is from RefSeq and is a predicted model, not a curated record. Lineage: Eukaryota; Viridiplantae; Streptophyta; Magnoliopsida; Lamiales; Lamiaceae.
GUAUAACCAAAUUGAAAUACUACUACUCCUAAGUUAUAAAAAAUGAGCAAAAGGCGUCUCUCCAUCAUCCAUGUCUCCGAUGAUCCAACUUCAGACGGAUUGGAAAUGCAAGAGAAUAAAAUUAGCACCCCGGUGGCCGGCAAUGGGAAGAACACGAGCAUCCACGUGACGGCCCUGGACGGGAUCGUGAGCGUGAACUCGCUCUUCACGAUGGCGCUGUUCAUCGGGUUCUCCAUGACGGUGCCGGAGAACGCGACGACGGUGGGCAGCGCGUCGUGCAUCACGAGCGGGGAGACGGUGAGGAGGCUGAUCGUGUUCGAAGUGGCGUCGUUCAGCUUCUUCCUGUUCUCGUCGCUCGUGGCGCAGAGCCUGAAGCUGCAGAUCAACCUGCGGAACAGCAUGGACCCCACCGAUCCGCACAGGGCCGAAAUCAACGUGGACCACCUCAAGUACUGCCUCUCGGCGUCCGCAGUGGGAUCGGUGCUCGGGUGCACGUUCCUGACGCUGUCCAUCGUGGAUUUCAUAAGGGUGAAGCUGGGGUCGCUGUCGUGCGGCGGAAGGCCGGUGCAGGCGGUGGUGCUGCUCCUCAUAUUUGUGGGCUCGGGGCUGCUCAUUUAUCUCGUCACUGCUGCACGUGCUCUCUUUUUCGUGCAGACUCAACCCUCACCUACUGCUACUGUUACUGCUACUACUUGACUCCAACUCCUAACAUUGAUGAUUAUAAUAUGUAAUGUUAGUUGCUUUGCUGUGUAAUUAAGUGUAAAUUAAUUGUCAGCUAUUAUACAAAAUUCAACUACCUUGCAUCA